Molecule: messenger RNA, 2063 nt
Organism: Drosophila arizonae
Lineage: Eukaryota; Metazoa; Arthropoda; Insecta; Diptera; Drosophilidae
Product: endoribonuclease Arlr
Molecular function (GO): RNA endonuclease activity
Source: RefSeq, a predicted model, not a curated record
AUAAAAAUAAUAACAAAGAAAUACAAAAACAAAAAAAAAACAUAAAAAAAGAGCAGAAACAGCAACAAAAUGCGUUACCUGGCAUUGAGCGCGCUGUUUGUUUGCGCUGUGAUUGCCAGCCAGAGCCAAAUUGCAGCUGGCUAUAAGAGCGAGAUCGAGAUAACUCCAGAGCCCGAUGUGGAGGUGACGACCAAGAAGUCCGGCUGGUUUGGCGGCUUCAAGAAGUUCUUUGGCGGCGGCAGCAGCAACAGUGAAACGACCACGACAACGACCACAGUGAGGCCCGCAACGAGCACCGCUAGAUCUGCUGCGGCCGUAACGCCAGCCCAGAAGCCACCGCCAUUGGUCAUCUCGCAUGCACCGCUAAUGCCGCUGGGUCCACGGCCCGACACGCCCAGCUCAUCGCCCAUCGGUGCUCCGUCCGCUCACGGACCACAGUGGCCCGCAGCCAAUGCCAAUGGACACCAGCAGCAGCAUCAUGUGGGUGGCACAACGCCGGCUAGCUUGCCAGCUGGCCGUUUGGGUGGUGCAGGUGCCUCGACAGCUCCCAAUUUGCCGCCGGGCUUUGCGCCAUAUCGUCCACAGAAGCCGCAGCCCAGCGGCUUUGAUUUGAGCUAUUCGGGCGGUGGCGCCGCUGCCGGUGGAGGUCCGGCGCCGCAUCCCGGCUUUGGUCUGGCGCCGCUAACCAGCAGCACCACUACGACAACCACAACAACAACCACGCCCCGAGCACUCACCAAUGUGCAGCCAGGCAACAUUGAUUUGCGCUUUGGCGGCUCGACGACGACCACCGUGAGGCCCGGCCAGCAGCAUCGGGAUGAGUUCCCCAGUUUGCCUGCGCCGCGGCGUCCGUCGAUUAAGGAAGAUUUUCCAGCGUUGCCCACGCCACGCACACCAGGUUCACCAGGUUCACCAACUCCCGGCACGCCAACCUCGCCUUCAGCCUGGCAGGUGCCGUUGCCCACGCCAGUGCAUCCAGCUGUGCCGGCUGUCAAGCCAGCUCCUGGAGUUACGCCCACAACACCAGCUGGCAGUGGCAGCAGCACCACCACCACAGCUGGCGGCACCUCUACUCAUGGCUCAUCGGGUGUCUCCUUUGUGCCGCACACACCUGGCGCGACAACUACCGUGCGCCCGGGCUUCCAAUCCUCGGGCAACUCAGUGGCAACCGACGAUGAGAUACGUCAACUAACCGAACAGCUCUACAACAAGGAGUCGAACAGUCAGCUGAGCCAGAUCACAGUCAAUUUGCAGGGACGCACGCGCUCCAUUGAUAGCGGCGAUGAGGCGCCACAGCCUCUUUUGAGCGUCAAUGCCAAAGCCCUGGAGCCACUGACCAUAGCCAAGAUGCGGCUGCUGUUCAACAACUAUGAGCAGGAUACCCUGGUCAACGAGCAUGUGACCGCAAACGAGCGCAAGGAGGAGAACGAGUUCCUCGAUGCAGUCAUGGCCACCAGUGUUAUGAGAGCAGCGAUGUUGUUCCUGCAGCAGAAGGGUUUAGUGACACCCGAUCCGAAAACGCAUCGUGAUCUGGUCAAGGAGCUGUGGUUCACACAAUAUUCACGGGGUCAGGGCAAGAUUGGCAGUUCCGGAUUCGAGCAUGUGUUCGUCCAUGAGGUAAAGAACGGCACCAUCAUCGGCUUCCACAAUUGGGUCUAUGUCAACGAGGAGGAGCAGGCCGGUCGCUUCGACUACAAGGGUUACAUGAAGGAGCAGGACAUCGGCACGAAGGGCAAAGUUCUGAAAGUUCGCUUCACACACCAGGGCCUAAAUAAGCCUGUGGACACCAUGUUCGUUGGCACCUCGCCGGAGCUGGAGCUGGCUCUGUACACGGUCUGCUUCCAGUUGCGUCCGGAUCGCACCUGUCCCGUGUCUUUGGGCAACAGCAAGUUUGGUAUUGUCACCUAUUCGUGGCGCUACAGGGGCAAGAGCCUCAUUGGCAGUGCCUAUCCUGAGAUUUGAGCCAAGCACCGCAGCUCGCAAUAGCAUCUUUUUUGUCUCACUUUCUACUGCAAUCUUAUGUUAAUCUUUUUUUUUCCUUCUCUGUAUAAUAAAGAUAAAUA